CGGGCCGGGAGGAGCCAGCGGGGCGCCGGCGGCCGCGUUGGCGCAAGUCGGUGGCUCUGUGGGUUGACUGCGCCCAUGGCGCUCAGCAAAGGGCUGCGGCUGCUGGCGCGGCUGGACGCGGCGGGUGGACCGAGUGUCCUGCUGGAGGCGCGUGGCCGCGGGGACUGUCUGCUCUUCGAGGCCGGCGCGGUGGCCACGCUGGCCCCCGAAGAGAAGGACGUGAUCAGGGGCCAAUAUGAGAAGCUCACGGAUGCCUAUGGAUGCCUGGGAGAGCUCAGGCUUAAGUCAGGAGGCGUGCCACUGAGCUUCCUGGUGCUGGUGACAGGCUGCACAGCAGUGGGCCGAGUGCCCGACGCCGAGAUCUACAGGAUCACAGCCACAGACUUCCUCCCGCUGCAGACAGAUGCCCGGGAAGAUGAGCGCCUGGUGGCCCUGAGGAAGAUCCUCAACUCCGGCGUCUUCUACUUCGCGUGGCCUAGCGAGGGCUCAUGCUUCGACCUCACAGUGCGGGCCCAGAAGCAGGGGGAUGACUCGGACGACUGGGGCAACUCUUUCUUUUGGAAUCAGCAGCUGCAUGUGCCACUGAGGCAGCACCAGGUGAGCUGCGGUGACUGGCUGCUGAAGGUAGUGUGCGGGGUGGUGGCCAUCCGAACGGUGUACGCUGCGCACAAGCAAGCCAAGGCCUGCCUCAUCUCCCGCAUCAGCUGUGAGCGCGCUGGCGCCCGUUUCCAUACCCGUGGUGUCAACGAUGAUGGCCAUGUGUCCAACUUUGUGGAGACUGAGCAGACCAUUUACAUGGAUGAUGGGGUGUCGUCUUUUGUCCAGAUCCGAGGCUCUGUUCCACUGUUUUGGGAGCAGCCAGGACUCCAGGUUGGUUCCCAUCAUCUGAGACUCAACCGCGGCUUGGAAGCCAACGCCCCUGCUUUUGACAGGCACAUGGUACUUCUGAAGGAGCAGUAUGGGAAGCAAGUGGUCGUGAACCUGCUAGGGAGCAGAGGCGGUGAAGAGGUCCUCAACAGAGCCUUCAAGAAGCUGCUCUGGGCUUCCUGCCACUGUGGUGACACGCCUAUGAUCAACUUUGACCUGCACCAGUUCGCCAAAGGCGGGAAGCUCGAGAAGCUGGAGAACCUGCUGCGGCCCCAGCUCCAGCUGCACUACCAGGACUUUGGCGUAUUUGCCCAGGGUGCGCAUGUGAGCCCGUGUUUUCAAAAGGGCACCCUGCGUGUCAACUGCCUCGACUGCCUGGACCGGACCAACACGGUGCAGAGCUUCAUUGCCCUCGAGGUUCUGCACCUGCAGCUAGAGAGCCUGGGACUGAAUUCAAAGCCCAUUGCAGAACGCUUUGUGGAGUCCUUCAGAGCCAUGUGGUCCCUGAACGGGCACAGCUUGAGCAAGAUGUUCACGGGCAGCCGGGCCCUGGAGGGGAAGGCCAAGGUGGGCAAGCUGAAGGACGGGGCCCGCUCUAUGUCACGCACCAUCCAAUCCAACUUCUUCGACGGGGUGAAGCAGGAAGCCAUCAAGCUGCUGCUGGUGGGGGACGUGUGCCCAGAGGAUGCAGCCGACAAGGGCAGGAUGCUUCUGGACAAUGCGGCGCUGCUGGUGACCCCCCGCAUCCUGAAGGCCAUGUCGGAGCGCCAGGCGGAGUUCACCCAUUGCAGGCGUGUACGUGUGGCCAUGGGCACAUGGAAUGUGAAUGGUGGGAAGCAGUUCCGGAGCAACCUGCUGGGCACGGCUGAGCUAGCCGAAUGGCUGCUGGAUGUGCCUGUGCUGGAGGGGGGGCCCGAGUCUCAGGAUGAUGACAGCCCUGCUGACAUAUUUGCAGUGGGCUUCGAGGAAAUGGUGGAGCUGAGUGCGGGAAAUAUUGUCAACGCCAGCACCACCAACCGGAAGAUGUGGGGCGAGCAGCUCCAGAAAGCCAUUUCCCGAGCUCAUAGAUACAUUCUCCUGACCUCAGCACAGCUGGUGGGCGUCUGUCUUUACAUCUUUGUUCGGCCCUACCACGUGCCUUUCAUCAGGGAGGUGGCGAUCGACACAGUGAAGACGGGCAUGGGCGGAAAGGCUGGUAACAAGGGUGCCGUGGGCAUCCGCUUCCAGUUCCACUGCACCAGCUUCUGUUUCAUCUGUAGCCACCUGACGGCCGGCCAGUCCCAGGUGAAGGAACGCAACGAGGACUACCGAGAGAUCACGCAGAAGCUCAGCUUCCCCAUGGGGAGAAAUAUUUUUUCUCACGAUUACGUGUUCUGGUGUGGCGACUUCAACUACCGCAUUGACCUCACUUACGAAGAAGUCUUCUAUUUUGUUAAGCGCCAAGACUGGAAGAAACUUCUGGAAUUUGAUCAGCUGAAGAUACAGAAAGCAACGGGAAAAAUUUUUAGAGACUUUCACGAAGGCGCCAUUAACUUUGGCCCCACCUACAAGUAUGAUGUGGGCUCGGCCGCCUAUGACACAAGUGACAAGUGCCGCACCCCAGCAUGGACCGACAGGGUGCUGUGGUGGAGGAAGAGGCGCCCUUUUGACAAAACUGCUGAGGAACUCAAUCUUCUGGACAACGACUUAGAUGCAGACCCCAGAGCCAAGCACACCUGGUCCCCCGGCAUCCUCAAGUACUACGGCCGUGCUGAGCUCCAGGCAUCUGACCACAGACCCGUGCUGGCCGUCGUGGAGGUGGAAGUGCAAGAGCUGGACGAGAGUGCUCGGGACCGGGUGCUCCAGGAAGUGUCAUCUUUCCAGGGUCCCCUAGAUGCCACUGUGGUGGUCGACCUGCAGUCCCCGAGCUCAGAAGAGAAGGACGAUUUCCCGGAGGACGUGCGUGAUGAGCUCAUGGAGGCCCUGGGCAACCACGGGACCAUCAUCCUGGUCAGGAUCAACCAAGGCCGCAUGCUGGUGACAUUUGCUGACAGUCACUCAGCUCUCAGUGCCCUGGAUGUGGAUGGGAUGAAGGUGAAGGGCCGAGCCGUGAAGAUCCGCCCGAAGACCAAAGACUGGCUGCGGGGCUGGCGGACUGAGGCGCUGCGGAGGCGAGAGAGUGCAGGCUCGGCCUCACCCACUGCCAACUCACGCCUGCUGGAGGAGAGCUUCGACUUCUCUAGCCUGGACUAUGAGUCAGAGGGGGACAUUCUCGAGGACGAUGAGGACUAUUUGGGGGACGAACCUGGCCUUCCUGCAGCCCUGGAUGGUGAGCUGGGCAGGGACGAGCUCACCCAGGUGCCUGGCUGUUCGGCCCCUGUGGUUGGCUGGUCUCCAACGCUGACCCGAAAGCAGCAGCAGCAGCAGCAGCCAACGUACAAAGAUGACGCAGACCUGGCAGAGCUAAAGCGGGAGCUGGAAGCUGUGGGGGACUCCCGCCACCGUUCUCCGAGCAGGUCUCUGUCGGUCCCCAGUAGGCCCCGGCCACUGCACCCACCGCAGAGACCCCCCCCUCCAACUGGCUUGGUGGUGAAGAAGUCCACCUCAGACGUGUCCAUCUCAUCAGGCACCCAGGGGCAGUAUUCAAUCUUGCAGACAGCAAGGCUUCUGCCAGGAGCCCCUCAGCAAGCGCCCAAGGCCAGGACUGGCAUCAGCAAACCCUACAAUGUCAAACAAAUCAAAACCACCAACGCUGAGGAGGCAGAACUCGCCAUCCGAUGUCUGCUGGAGGCCAAAGCGGGUGCCCCAGGAGAAUCCCCAAAUGCCACAGUGCUGAAGGACCAGGGGGCCUUCAAAGCAGAGCCCCCUGCGGGGGUGGCCCCUGUACCACCCCGCCGGCCAGCGCCCAGGGUCCCUGCACUCAAGAGACCCGUGUUGAGGAGGACAGGGAAGCCCCAGUCACCGGAGGAACCCUUGGGACAACGGCCUGUCCAAUUCACAAUUGGGCCACCAGAGACCAGCCUUGAUACACCACCUCUGGCUCCUGUCCCUCCUAUCCCCAAACCAAGGACACUUCAGUCUGGGAGAGGGGUCGAGAGGAGACCAGACGGAGCUCCUCUGGUGGGCGGGCCCACCCUGCCUCUUCCUCUGGAAACCCUGUCCCUGGCACCGCAGGUGCCCCCCAGGAGGAAGAAGUCCGCACCAGCCGCCUUCCACCUUCAGGUUCUACAGAGCAGCCCCCAGCUCCUCGGGGCUCUCUCUUGCAGCAACCGUUCCCCUGUACAGCUACCUGAGGGGGGUACCCCGCUCCCAAACGCUGGUCCCAGCUCCUCUUCGGCCCUCAACUCCACAAUUAACAGCCCCCAGGAGAUGAUGCCAGGGGCAGCCUCUAUGCCCAGUCAUCACCAGGACCCCUUUUGGAGCCUUCUCCAGCACCCUCCCCUGGCCAACAGCAGCUCCUGGCUCUCCAAGAGCUCAGAUUCCCUGGACUUGGGGGGCCUCGCAAGGAACCCCACCAACGAGGAGCUGCCCCGAGAGCGCAGGCCAUCAGGUGUGGACACCCAAGACACUGUUGGAGACAAGAACCAGAGGAUGGUACUGCAGGCCUUCGACCCACUGGCCCAGACUUGACAGCCACAUCCCCCUGGGUCGGGCAUCCGUUUCCUGGGUCAAAGCCUGGGCCUCCAGCAUCCACAUGUGGCAGCCUGAUGGCACAUGGACAGGACAUUGGCACCACCACUGUGGGGGUCUGAGACGCUGUGUUGCUGCUCACUGAAAUGACCAUCCAGCCACUAGACCCAGUGCUGUGUUCAGCCUUGGGCAUUGAUAUAUCCCUCAGGCAGGACCCGUGGGGGUGUGGGUGGAUUGCAGGAAAGAGGAUCUGAGGUGAUCCUGAAGGCCCAUGAUCUGUUUCCUGUUGACUUAAGUUUUUUUGUUUGUUUGUUUGAGGGGGAGGGAAUGUUUAGGCCACACCCGCUGCACUCAGUGGUCAUUCCUGGCUCUGUACUCAGGAAGCACUCCUGCAGAGCUUGGUGAACUAUAUGGGAUGCUGGGGAAUGAAUCCAGGUUGGCCACGUGCAAGGCAAAUAAGUGCCCUCCCAGCAGUGCUCUCAAGCCAGCCCAUCCUGUUGACUUUAUUUUUUUUAUUUGUUUUGUUUUGGGGCCAUACCUGGCGACGCUCAGAAAUCACUCCUGACAGGCUCGGGGGACCGUAAGGAAUGCAGGGGAUUGAAAUGCCCUACUCACUCUCCUAUCGCUAGGGCCCUCCAGUUGUGUGUGUGUGUGUGUAUGUGUGAGUUGUGUUGUGUUGUGUUGCUGUUGCUUUUUGUGUCUAUUUGAGGACCCUCCUAGAAGUAGAGGUGGAGGAUCAGAAUUCUGCUCACAAGUGGUCAGGACCAACCAGAGCUAUCACUGGCCUACUGGUCCUUCCUGGGGGACACAGAGGUUAACCAAUGACUGUCCCCAUGAGGCCCUGCGUGGAUUAACCUAAUCCACAGUGAGUCGUGUGGGUAGAGUGUCAUA
This is a messenger RNA of Suncus etruscus (white-toothed pygmy shrew), 5367 nucleotides long. It is a transcript of the gene SYNJ2, whose product is annotated as synaptojanin 2. NCBI's taxonomy places the organism in Eukaryota, Metazoa, Chordata, Mammalia, Eulipotyphla, Soricidae. Bases 76 to 4476 code for a protein of 1466 amino acids. The transcript has 27 exons. Gene Ontology annotation, molecular function: phosphatidylinositol-4,5-bisphosphate 5-phosphatase activity; RNA binding. Gene Ontology annotation, biological process: synaptic vesicle endocytosis; brain development; phosphatidylinositol dephosphorylation. Gene Ontology annotation, cellular component: presynapse; perinuclear region of cytoplasm. The record is from RefSeq and is a predicted model, not a curated record.